UCCUCAGGGAGUAGCUGCUUGUGUUGGCAAGGUCUUGGUGUAGGUCUCUGGGAGAUGGCGUCAGUGUGAGCCCUGAGGUGGCCCCUACCCGCCGGCAGGGGGCUUUCCGGAGAGGCGUCACACCUUCCUGGCCUCCGGAGGGAAGGAAGCGAAACUUUCUUCUCUCUCUCCGCGGGCCCGCCUGGACGCCGCUCCGGAAACCGGGGGUUCCAACCGGCUCUAGCGGCUGGGAGAGGGAGAGCGGAGGGGGCCUGCCCGGAGGGUAAGGCACCAUCCCCGCCCGCCCGGAAAUAGCCGGCUAAAGUCUUGUAUAGAGAGCCUGGCCCCAGUCCUUAUAUGGGCAGACGGAAGCGGCUAGCGCGCAUGCCCUACGUCAUUACUUCCAAAUUUAGUUGUGGAAGUCUGGCAGAUCUAGUGGCGGGAAGGUUCGCGCACCAGUGCGGGGGUGUGUGUGGGGGGGGGGGAAAAGCCUCCCCUUAAAGGGCCCGCACCACGAAUGAAUGGAGCUGUUCGAACAAUUCUGCAUUUUCUGAGGAACUGGAAUUAGGUUUUCUUGGAACUGUAGUGCGUAGCGGAAGGUGGGGCCGAUGUUUUCUGUCUAUCUGCUCUGUCUCUGCGUUGCUCAGUUUCUAGGUCCUAUCCCAACUCCGCCUCCCGGGAAGCAGAGGCGGAGCACGGCUGCGUCGUUUGGGGGACCGCAGCCACAUGUUCACUCGGGCUGUGUUGCGGCCGGGUCCUCCGCCUUACGAGCGCCACACCCACGGUGGAUUUCGUGCCGACGGAAACUGGGGUGGGGGGGCGCGGAAUGCUCAAAGCGGAGCGCGGAGAUGGCAGCCUGGGCUGCGCUUGUGUCUGCAGACGUCCGCCGGCCGUGUAGUGGGCAACUUUGCCCUAGAGCCAGCCAGCGUGUCCCGCUUUCUUACCGCUUCCAAACGAGGGGAAGACGGGGGGGCGGACGGGGGCUGGCAGACGCUGGAGAGACCGGAGAGCUUCAGGUUACACUGGUCCCCUUUCACCGCCGUGGCUCAUUUAUUCGUUUAGCAAAUAUUGGACGAAUCAUUCUGCCUCGGUUUCCUCACCUGAAGGAAUAAGAUAUAACUACCCUCCGCGGAGUGGAGGUGAGAGAUCAAUGAGAUGUUUAUGAAAGGAAAGCCUUUAGCGCCUGGCACGUAGUUAAGAGCUUAGUAAGUGUAAGCAUCGUCAUUGAUUAAAAAAACAAAAACAAGACAUUAAUUAGGCGCCUGGUAGAUGCUAGGCACAGUUCCCACGGGGGAUGUACCGGUUAGAACCCAAGUCUUCCCGGGCGCGAAGGGAAACGUGCCACGUACGACCCGCAGGGGUCUCCAGACGCAACCCGUGGGUAGACCCUGAGCCCCACCCACGGCCCCUCUCCCCUGGGCCCGCGCGCGGAUGCAGUGGGGGGCCCUGAGGAAGCAGGCCGCCCCGAGAGCUCAGCUUGGACUGGGGAACGCUCCUCCUCACACGAGUUCGGGUCCCUUUUCUUUGCUCGGUAAAUUCCACCCUGUCGCUUUAAGGAGUCUCUCGGCGCGGAGCUGUGGAAAGCCCGGAUGCGGCUUUCUGAUUGGGCGGGGCGUCUCAGUGACUUCACUUGGGGUACAAAAGGGCCCGGGUGGCGGGCGCCGGGGCAGAGCGUCCUGGCAGCGUCUCAUCGUGGGUUGGCCCGUAGAGAGAGGCGUGAACGGGCGCCUUGUUCAGCGUGCACCUGCCACCUGCCCUGCCCAGCCCAGCCGGGAGUCUCCGCCGCCUUCGCCCCUCCGUCAAGCAGCUAUGGAAGUGCAGAAAGAGGCGCAACGCAUCAUGACCCUGUCGGUGUGGAAGAUGUACCAUUCGCGCAUGCAGCGCGGUGGCCUGCGGCUGCACCGGAGUCUGCAGCUGUCGCUGGUCAUGCGCAGCGCCCGGGACCUCUACCUCUCAGCCAAGGUGGAAGCCCAGGAGCCCGAGGUGACCUUGCCGCCCGCCCGCUCCCCUGACCCUUGCCUGCACCCGCGGCGGGAAGCGGAAGCCGCAGCAGAGGCAGCGCCCUCCGACGGUGAGCAGCCCUCUCCGGAACCCAUGGACACGCAGGAGGCACCGAGAGCGGAGGAGACCCCUGCCCGCUGUGCCCAGCGCCCCGCCAAAGUCAGCCGCAAGCGGCGGAGCUGCAGCCUGAGCGACGGUGGGGACGCCGCACUGGUCCCGAGUAAGAAAGCCCGCCUAGAAGAAGAAGAGGAGGAGGAAAGGGUUUCUUCGGACGUCCUUGAUCGCCUGCAGCCCCCUCCGGCGCAAGCGGAGGGCGCCUUUCCCAACCUGGCGCGUGUCCUGCAGAGGCGCUUCUCCGGCCUCCUGAACUGCAGCCCCGCCGCGCCCCCGACGGCGCCGCCGGCGUGUGAGGCGAAGCCGGCUUGCCGCCCGGCGGACAAUAUGCUGAACGUACUGGUGCGGGCCGUGGUGGCCUUCUGAGGGUCCGUGAGCGGCUACCAGAUCCCAGAGCGCGGGCCGAACCGUCGGCCAGAGUGCGCAGACCCGAGGCGAGGCCCACCCCCGGGGGAGCGCCCGCGGAAACCGUGGAGAGGAGCAGCCGGCCGGGCUGCCGAGAUGCCCUGAGAGGGACUCUACCUACGGGGUGCCGUCGCCACCUGUGUGCAGCGGCGAUACCGAGAAACCUGAGCCGGGGGCGCGGGCGCCUUCCCCCAGACCUGCUGCGCCCACAGGUGCUGUCUUAACGGACUGGGAUGUGGACCUUACCCUCUCCUUCUGGGACUUGGAGAAGGGAGCUUUGGUUCUUUAAACUCCUCAGGGUCGUACUUUAUUUUUUACUGGGGGCUGUGCUGCCCUUUCAAGGUUUUUCAAUAGUUGGUGUUUGCGUUUCCAACCUCAGAGAAUUCCAGGCACUCCCCUUCCCCCUCCAGUGACAUACUUGUGCAAGCGGUCAUCGUUGCGUCAUGGGCAGACGUGGGGAGCUUCCUGUUGCCUUGCGUGGGUGUGAGGCCUGGGAGGAGGAUCUGGGGUGUGGACGCCCAGGGGAAUGGGAGGAGGGCGGCCUGAGUCACUUUGCCUCCGCGUGUUGUGGGUUAUUGCCCCGAGCCCCGACGCCUUCGGGGGCAGAGGGCAGAUCUAAUUUCAGGUUAAAAUUUUUCUCAUCUGGUGUGUUAGAGGUGGGAAUAUGUUGACAGCCUCAAGCUUGAUCCUCCCUCAGACCAACAGACAAAAUCAACCCAGACGUUCCUGGUCUGAAUCACAGAAAUGGGGGGAGGGAGUUGUUCAGAGCGCUGUAAAGCUGAGCUGGGAUCAGUUGCUGGUGAGACUGGGCCAGUUUGGGGGGAGGGGGGUUCUGUUUACCUUUACUGUGGUGGAUUCUGUUAACUCCAUCUGUCUGGCCUUUUUGCUAGAAACGCCAGAUAGGAAAAUAAAGACCAUUUGAAGAAAAA
Molecule: messenger RNA, 3428 nt
Organism: Eubalaena glacialis (North Atlantic right whale)
Lineage: Eukaryota; Metazoa; Chordata; Mammalia; Artiodactyla; Balaenidae
Gene: IER2
Product: immediate early response 2
Exons: 1
Coding region: 1411-2460 (349 amino acids)
Source: RefSeq, a predicted model, not a curated record